CUGCCGAGUAGAUCUAGCUACCGUACCGUGCCGCAUAAGCUUGCAACUAAAAAUGUUGUGCAAGAAGAGCAUGCAGGAACACAAGACUACAGUUCAGCCUUUCAGGGCGCACUACACUUGCAGUAUUCUCGUGAACUGGGUAACUGCUUACUUGCUUCGGCGGACGCUCUUGAAACGGCUUCCGUAGGCUUCCGUUCAGGUGCUCGCAUUGGCCUGAGCAGAGUCUGCAGGGCAAGGCCAAUCUGUCGCUACUUUCCUACGCCGGCUGGCUCGUGCUUGGUGUGCGAAGCAGAAAAAACGCAAUCGCAGAGCAUCUGAGAAACUAACUUUGUUGAUCACCUGCCACAUGCACAACUGAACGACAACGCCUGGUCAUCGAGCAUGGCUACUCCUGUCAACGAGGAGGAUGUUCCUAAGCGCAAGAAACCCAGGAGGAAGAAGAAGCGCACGUUCGAGGCGAUGCCCGUUCUGGAGGAGAACGCGGACGAAGACGAAGAGGAGUCGGCCAUGCAGGAGGAGAGCAAAGACAGAGAGACUCCAUCGCACGCGUACACUGCUGCCGAAGUCCAGGCCUGGCACGAGCAAUCGCGCAGGAUGGAAACUCCCGCGCAGCCAACGCGGCGAGUCUCGACGAGGGCUUCUCCACCGGAAAGAGGCACCCUCCGGCCCCGGACGAGAGGUGCUUCCGGCAAGGGCGACUCUGAAACGUCGAAGACCAGCGCGUUCUCAUUUGACAACGUUGACGACUCUGCGACUGAUGAAAGCGCUACAGACGACGGUGAUGCCGGGGACGGAAAACCGAAAGGGGAAUCACAGUCGUCAGAGCUCGAGUCUGGGGACGACCCCGCUGUGAGUCCACUCGAUCUAUCGGAUGAUCUUCCAUCGCCGGUUCGAGAUGCGUCGGCGAAAGAUAUGGACGAAUACGGCGAUGUUGACGAUGACUACGUGAUACCCAGGACAACGAGCGUCGCGGACAGCGUUUGGAGCAACAAGAGCGACACCUUACCUCUCUCAGAAAGUCGUGGCGAGGAGGAUGUGCCAUCAAGAGGCAGUAGCAGGUCGGGGCGACGGGACAUCCUGCGCUGCGUGAAGAAUGGAUGGGCGCGCCACUUCGACCUCCUGUUUGCGGCGCCGAGUGAGAAACAGCGGCCCGUUAGCAGGGCGUCGGGCUGGACCGAAGACUUUGAGCCCAUUUUCCAGCCACCUCCGCCCCCAGUCCCCGGCAUCAACCCGAACCAGUUUGACGCGGAAACCGGGAAAAGUGCGCUGACGUACGCUAUGUGCCAGGAGGACAACGACAUCUUCAUGAAGAUGAUGAAGGUGCUCGUGAGGAGAGGCGCCUCUGCAAGCUACCGCGACAAGCGCGGUAUGACGGCGCUAGAUCAUGCCUGUCGCCGUGGCAACCUCAAGCUGGUGAAGAAGCUCAUGUAUAUCCAGUGCCUGGACCCGCUGGUCUUCUUGCAGGGUGAUAAGAAAGGACGCACGCCCCUCUUUCACGCCGUCCGCGCCAACUGUCCGGCAAUCGUGAGCUUCUUGCUGCGCUACUACGAGGCCAAGAAGAUUGCAGAUUGGCAGUGGGACAAAGCCGAGGAGACGUCGGGCCGGACAGCACUGGCGGAAGCGUCGCGACUCCGUCACUUACAGUGUGUGUUUCUGCUGCUGAAGGCUGAUCCCGACGGCUCCAUACUUCACCGUGCGGGCAACCAGGGCAAGAUUGGCCGCUAUCUGUUGCGACUCAGCGCACAACGACGUCUCCUCCUGCUGCUGGCAAAGCAACACUCGCUGGAUGAGCCGCUGGAUCGUGCCAGCGCCACCAAACGCCUCAUAGAGCUGUCCAACGAGAAAGUGCUACACUGGAUGCAGCGUGAGUGCGAGGCCGAAAGCCAAGCGCAGGAAAAGCUCAAAGCGGAUGCAGAGCGGGCGGUUCGCAAGCAGCAGGAGCGCGUACUCGCCCGCGAACAAGCGUACCAGGCGGCCGUGCGGCGCGAGAAACGAGCGAGAGGGGGCCGAGCCAUGCAGGAUGCUGCUGAGGCCCAUGCGGAGCACCAGAAGCAUCAGAGCACCGCCGCGUCGGACUACGGUCCGCUGAGGUCUCAAAACUGGCCAGCGGGUGAAGAGGAGUACAGUCAAACACCGAGCGAUGAGUCUGCCAGUAGUGACGAUAGCAGCCAGGAACGCCAUGCCAGAACGUAUCCUGGACUGGACAGAGGAAGCGCUGCGAUCUUCGAUGCGGACGACUCCAGUACGGAGAAUACGCCACGCAGACGGCAUCAACACAAGCCCUCUCCAUUGCAGCUGUCUGCAAAACCGAAACCAGGGCCGGAAGCGGCGCCAACUGGACGACCUCCACUGGCAACCGCGGCCAGAAAGGCGCCCACGACGGUGGACGGCGGCAGAAACCAGUUCACGUUCAGCGGGAGCAGUGCAGCCGCCCUGUCACGGCAGCGUUUAUCGCGCAUGCAGCACCAGCACCGCUCUCAUCUGUCGCUGAUCCGCAACCCUCUGGGCAGUGCGGCACCCGGUCUCCUCUCGGCCAUGCUGCCCACCGUGCGCACCAGCCACGGGGACUCGGUGUUCUCGUUCGAGGCGUCGGACGUGCUCGGAUUGCAGCCGCCUGCGCUCUCCUCUCAUAGCACUAACACUGGGAGUGAAACCUCCCUGCCCAGCGCCCUGUUUGAAGGGUUCAACUUUGACUUUCCAGGCGAGAUUGAUUUGGAGAGCUUUGAGAUUGAAUUCUUGCCAGUGCAGUUUGACGCCGAGUUUGCUCUUCCAUGCGACCAGAUCCUGGACGACAACGACGAAGAUUGGAAGGGGAUCGUGGCCGACAACGAAGACGAUGAGGUUGACAGCGACGAAGAUGAGGAUGAUGAUGAGUACGAGGACGAGGAUGAGGAUGACUCGGACGAUGACUCCGACUCUGACCUACAGGAUUGCCCAAGCCCACGGUCCUAUAAACCCAAGCCGCCACCUCUACCGCCCAUUGAGCACACCACUGCCGCACAAACUCGGGAUACACCGGAACUACCUGACUCGAGAGCGCCAGGCCCUAAGACGCCGGGAGCCAAAGGCUGGAGCACGGUAAAGGGCUCGGCCUCUACCCGGGCCAAGCCAAAGUUGCUAACUGUCACUUCGGAACUGUUAGGUUCAUCCAAGCAUGGCGGUGACAAAGCCAGCACCGGUCCUUUAAGUGCAAAACUAGUGCCAAGUAGCUCCAAGCCAACCAGCGGCAAACCAGCGGCCGCCAAGCCCCCAAUAAAAACCCCAGGCAGUGGCACCCAUCCUGAUCCUGUUGAAGAUGCCCCGUCAUCCUCUACCACUAGUGAGCCAGGCACAAUUGAAAGUGCAGAUGGCAAGAAUCCACCUCGGCGGUCAAAGAAGUCCAGGAGCAAGUCGGAACGACAGCGAAAGUCGGAACGAUCGAAAUCGCUCAAGGAUGCCGUAACGUGCGAUGCCAAGCCAACUGCACCCAUUUCACUGAAAAGCAUCAUACCAGACCCCAAACAGCUCACCGCUGAUCUUCUCUUGCCGUAUCCAGCUGGCGGCCGGCUGUGCUCAUUCUCUAGAGUCAAGGCCAUGAAGAGAGACAGCGAGUGGUCCGAAUCCGAUGAGCCACUGGAGCUGCCGCUAACGGAACGGUUCACUGCCCAGCACCUGGCCAGGGAGAAUGAGCCACAGGAGCCGGUUAACCAGCCCUACAACGAGUGGACAAAGGCAGAGAGACAGUUCCUCAUCGGCGGAUAUCGUCCCAGCAAGCGCGUGUUUGUGCGCGAUCGCAUGGGCAUGCACCAGGUGCUGUUGGAUCAGCUGCAAGGAGAGGAGAAAGAGUUCUGGUCGGAGGAGUUCUGCCCCCGGACAGGCCUCAAGCGGGUAGACUAUAACGAUGUUCUCAGAUCACAGAGAGUCAACCGCCUGCCACGGUCAGACCACCCACGCUGUCCUUUCAUGAAACCUGGUACGGUAUGCACGAAAACCCUCGCCUCCAUUCAGGCCGUCCUGAAGUGGUUCUCGCCGCCAAACUCUCAGCCGACCGACCACGAGCUUUGGCACAUGACCAAAGGUCGUUCCGAGGAAGAGCGCGCUCCGAUUGCCUAUCGGCGCACUUUCCAAAAGCUUAAUGGUGCUGGGAGCAAGAGGUACUGGCGAACUGAUCUUGAUCUGGACUUCGCCGCACGGUAUUAUCCGUGGCGCAAGAGAAUGCCCUGGUACAAAGGAGAGGAGGUGGAAGUGACUGACGAGGAAGAGGAAGAAAAGCUGCCCAAGCCCAAGCGAGGAGCCGCCACGGCAAUGCGCGACGUGGUAAGCUUGAACCGAGCUGCCAACGCAAUGAAGAAGGGCACGGCCAAAACACGCGUGGGCGAAGGCCAGAAAGGCCCAGGUGUGCAGUCAAAAGCUGGAACUAGACUGGGAGCCCAUCCUGUGGAGAAGGCUGUAUCAGCUGCGGUCACUGUGCUGAAGAAAGGCGCGGGUGCAGCCUCAUGUUCGUCAGAAAAUGAUACGCCUGGAAAGGGCAAAAAGCCAAACGGGAAGAACGGAAAGAACGGAAAGAAUGGGAAACAUGGGAAAAACGGGAAAAACGGCAAUGGUGGCACCACCACCAAGAAUGGAAACAACCGACCAACUCAAACCAGAGCUGGUACUACCAGAGGAGGUCGCAGGGAACCGCAUGAUGAGCUUGCGUCGAACAAGCAGCAAGAAGCGGGCAACGGGGGCAAAGCUAACGCAACCAACGGGGGGCAGACUAAGCAAGGCAGCCAAACACAAGCAGGGCACGCGCCCUCCGCCACCAGAGCGGCGACCGCCGGCGGUACAAGGCGCGGCCACCGAGGCUCGAACAGUCCGCCUCAAACUCAAACUGCUCACGUGCGGUUUGCUGAUCAAGACACGGUGGGCGCUCGUUGCUCCGCUUCGGUGUUGGGAAGCAGGAGAGGAAGUGCCGCGCUUCGUGCAGUCCCGUCCACAGCACCCAAGGCUAAGAAGUACAAGAAGAUUAUCCGUCCGAUGAACAAUGCCGAGGUAGCAUUCGCGUACCUACUGGCGGAAGAGUAUGCCCAGCGGCGUCACCGUGAGAGAAAGAAAAACAUCCUAGUCGGCCGGAAGGAGAUGAACACGUUCAUGGAGCGCGUGCGGGGCAUGCAUGUGGCCCUGAAAGGCGAGGAGGAGAGAAUCCAGAGCGGCUCCGGCAGCACCACUGAGUUCCGCAUCAAGUCACUAAAACCGCUGUCCUUCGAUGAUCCCGAAGUUCUGCGCAGCGUUCUCAGCGUGGUCGAGGGCUCCAGUAUCCUCGUCUCCAAGCAGAGCAUCACGGUGGUGUCGCCGAAAACACCCGAUGACUGUAUAUACAACAUUCACUACACCAUACCGGGACAGUCGGGCCGUGACGUCCUGGACAAGGUCUUCGCCGAUCGCCGUGCCAAAAGCGCCGACGAGCAGAGCCGGGCCUGGACGAAAAACUCCGCCGCCGUGCCGCAUAUGGAUAAGGGUACCCUGGCCAGGAAUGUGCAUGCCCUCACGGUCGAUGUGCCGGCACAGCUACCUGACUUUGAUGCGUUUGAUCUGGACGCCGCCAACAAGACACGCCCACUACAGUUCCACUGGGAAGUAGACCCGCGUCGCCUUCUGUCCGUUCGGGUCUUGGGCCGCAGCACACGACCUUCCGAAAAAGGAGAGCUGUCGCUCAACGGUCCCGACCUGUUCGUCAGCCUAGCCCUGAAAGUCAUGACGAGCACGGAUCGAGAGAGGGCGGCACGGCAAGCCGUCCAAAUCAAACGAGAUGCGUACGCCGAGGGCCUGGCGAGGACGCAGGCUGCCACGGACGCACCUGCCGCGUUGAGACGCACCAGAGCCGUCUCACAGUACAAUCGCUUCAGGCCCAGGAGCGAUGCCGUCAAGUUCAACCUACCUUCGGGACUCUCCUCUAUCAUCAAACUCCAGAGAGACCCGCUGGGUGAAACGAGUCUGGAAAGGCAAAUCACCGCACAAAAUCAGAUCAGAGAACGAGUGUCGGCAGCUCCACUGAGAAGACAAGACACGAUCCGGACUGAAGCCGAGGCCUCGAGAAGAAGCCAACGGAGUAGAGCUCGAUCCAAUCGGGCAACUCGUUCAGGUCGGCGAGCUCCGACUGGAUGCGUCAAGUCGGCAAAGUCUGGCAGCACCGGAGGAUCAGCUGAUAUGCUCGACGACGACAAUCCUGAACUGGACGGCGACACGAGUGACUCUUCGGAGAGCCGUGGAUCGGCAUCCGGAGCUGCAUCGGCGGCGAGGUGCAGUCGUGCCGAUGCAUGUGUAGCUCUGGACCACUGGGGCUGGCUGCCGGGCGUGGUUGACGGCAUCGAUGAAGACGUCAGUCUAGCCCCGUACAUGCACGAAGCCAGGUGGCAGGGCAUUGGACACAAUCCUGCGGCUAAAUCACCCUCCAAUCAGACCAACCCCGCCGGCAGCAGAUCGAGGAACGUGAAUGUGCCGAGCAACCGGACAGAGCAGGCCGCACCGUCAGAAUUUAUUACCAUGAUGGCAGUAGCUACAUUGCCUGCAGAAGCCUCUAUGACAGCAGCCAACAUGACGGAAAGGGUAGUGAGAGCACUACCACCAGCAGCGGCGGCGGCGGUGGCGACAACAGCAACAACAAAAGCAACAGCAGUAAACGAAGCAGACGACAAUGAAAUUGUAUUAGCAUCAACAUUAGGCACAACGGCAGAAAGGUUCAAGGAGCUAAGGGAAAUGUACCCGUCAGGCACGCCAGAAGCGCCAUCUACAGACGAGAUGGAAGAGAGAGGAAUAAGAACACCUAACACUGAGGAGAGUGAUGAGGAUAAUUGGCACCUUGGCGACACUGUGGCUAUGUGUGUGACCCAGAGCAUCACAGACCAGCAUCAACAAGCACUCUCCGCUCUCACAGAUUUGCCCAGGGUGGAGAAUUCGGAACCUUCUGCUCAGUCGAGUGUUCAUCAUCGUCUACCGCAACGACAUCGGUCGAUCACUUGGCAGAGAGCACGCAGAUCAGAGUCCGUGAACGCCUCGAGCAGCACUGGACCCUGUCCUCGGUCUGCUUCAGAAGGUCGUGAUCCCACUCCUUGCAAGCGGCUAACGGACUCUGUAUGCCAGAGAAUGGGCCUAGCAAGAACGGCAACAGGUCCCACCAGAAUGUCGCAUUCAGAACGGGCUGCUGCUGCUAGGCUGAACCAGAGAGAUCUCCAGGCUACCCGUAGGCAUGCGCCGGGAAUCAGUCUGGAACCCAGAAAUAUCUCACCACCGGAGUUUACGACAGUACGUUCAAGCGGACAUUUGCGAGCUCAAUUGUGUUAUCGUGCGGCAACACCACCGACACAGGAGCACGACAGUGGGGCUCGUGCAACCACUGCUAGAAACGUUCCAACUGCUGGAGACCCAACGUGGCACGCACGGUCUGCCGCCAUGGACAGUGCAGCAAGCUCUUCGUCAUCGCAGCUUGCAAGCGUACCCUGGGACUCAGCGUGCAGCCGAGCUGUUUCUGCCAUGACGAGAUCUCCUGGCGCUGCAAACACACGUGCCCCUGGUAGCUUGCCAACUCGGAUACCUAUGGGAAGAGCUUCAGAGGAUAGGCCUCCGCUAGCCAGGCUGAACCGCACCAGUGCCACUGGCUCUGAGACAUUGCUGCCCCCAGACUCAUUCCGAGCAGACCUUGACUCUAACUUCAGGUCCAGGUGGAGUGCAAGACAAGCUAGAAACACAACUGCUUUCGGCGCUGGCAGUGUACCCGCUACGGAACACCAACAGCAUUCGGCAUCGUCAGCCGCUGUGCGUCGCACGGCCACUACAGCAAGCUCUGAGGCACUGCAGCCAGCCAAUCCACCCAUGACCCACGUCGGACGUAGCAUAGCUACUGCUGCCCCGGGGGAAGGCACUGCUACUAGCAAUAGUCUCCAGGAUAUUCUUGCCGCAUACUUCGCGCAAACUCCUCAAAACCAAAGUGAAAUGCAGCCCAGGGUGGCUGACGGGAGGCAAUCCACAUCAGUUCUCGAACGUCUGCCUCAAGUACCUCGCCACUAUCACAGUACCCGGCGGCCGCGCAGAACUGAACACGACCAUUCAAACCGACCCGAGCAGCCCGCAGGCGAAGACGAUCAGCGGAUCUACCAGGUGUGGACUGUGUUUGCUGACGCUCCGCCAAGCCUUCCCUGGAGCUGCUUCCCUCGGCCCAGACGCGAAUACGAGCAGUUCCUGUUGAACGUGGUGUUCGCGAAGCGGGACGCUUGGGCUACGAUGAGCAACACGGUCGUCCCCAUCUCGCCCGGCUCCUCCAAUCAUGACCUGCAUCCUGCGUGUCUGUGGCGGGCAGCACUGGAUGAAUCAAAGUGCAAGGCAGCCUGUAAGUACAGCUACCGGUGUGAGAAGCAACAAGGCAAUGAUACUAUAGCAGAGCCAGGCGGGAAUUCAAGUGGAACUGGACUGCAUGACGCAGGAUUGCUGUGGUUUCCGCGCAAAUAUGCGAGGCGUAAAAUCCAGAUCACGCUAAGAAGUAGCGCUGCAGCACAGAGGAAAGCAGCCUGUGGGAGGAUAUGCUUCUCAUCGCAGCUUCGGGUGGUUUUGCGCGUGUGUGCACGGCACGGUGCUAGACCACCAGUGUUGUGUGCGCAACGAUGGUACGGUAGGCAGCAGAGUCCGCGCCUCAGCCUACUGGGCGGGAAGUUUGCUGGGCGUGCCAUUGCGCUAACUUUGGAGACUUUCACCUAUGACACUGGGCCUGACACGCCGUCGCUUUCAAAGUACUGGUCUGGUGUGCUCGGAGCCCAGUGUCCUUCACCGGGUGCAGGAUGUCAGCACAGGCCCGCAACAGAACAUGAUGCCAAGCCACCCCUGUCUAACUGCAGUGUGGCCAAGGAUUUGACACCUAGCAGUGUGGCUUCGCUCGUUGCCUGUUGCGAUCAAGCCUCUCCAGCAGCUGCUCCUGCACCGACACCAGGAGAGCCAUCAACAACGGAGGAUGUGAACAUGCCACCGUCCGGCCCCAAAAGUAUUUCUUCAACACAGAACGAGUCAUCACGGAGACAGCGUGAUCACAGACGUUCUGGCACCAAUGCGCCCUCUCCGAAAACAGAUGGUCAGGCUGGUGCUACAGGAGCUCCGCAGGAGAUCUCACACAGGGCUGUAGUUGCAGAAGACGGCUUCGGCCCAGGAAGGCCAGCCGAGGGAAGACCUGCCUUGAAUGGAUCGCCAACUCGGACAGCUUCAAAUCAACCGGCUGCAGGCGUCGAGACUGCGGUGAGAGCCGCUGAUGAAACCCGAGCCAUGGCACGUGCCCUGACACACGAAGCUACUGCUGCUGCUGUUGCUGAAUGCACACACAACUAUGCAUCAGAAGAGGAGCGGAGGCGAGACAUCUCAGCUGCCCUUGCCGCCAGGCGAUUGCCGGACGACUUCCUGGCGUGGCGCAUUGAUGACGCGCUGACGCUUGUGGGCGCGCUGGAGAACAGCAGUGGCCAUCAGCUGACCACCCUGAUGGAACGGGUCUACGGCACAAUGUACCAUCCCCGACAAACCGCCGAGCAGAACACGAGUGCUCAUGGGCAGUGUACACCAUCCAGCCAUGAUUCUACUGCACUUGACGGACACACUGGGAGUCGGGUGUAUCCAACGGUGAAAGCUGCUAGAAAGCAGACUGCAACCGGACAACAGAAUAAGUCUUCAUCCAAACAACGGCACGAGCCUCAAAAAGGCCAAAGCAGGCAACAGCAGCCGCGGGGACAACGGCAGCACGAAAGUCCGCCACAAGCACAGAUCGGAGGUGGAGAAGGACAGGACGAGCAGGAGCCCACACGGUCACACCAUGGCACGCCUGGACAGAUUACGACCGUAGAGUCUCGCUCACGUCCAUACGAGCCCGUACAUGAUCCAGACAUUAUUGAGUACGCACGGCGCGAUACUGAGCGUGUACAGCAGAUAUACGACGCAGAAGACGAGCUCGAGUUUGCAGCACUCUUGAAUCAACCACCGAUGGUUGUCGGCAAGGCAGCUAUGCACAGAACGGUGCGGAAAAUCCGGGCACCGGCGAAUCGUCCAAAGGCUACACGAGUGCGAGCACCCGCUGCACCAAAGCCGACGCGGACCGAUCAGGGUCCUCCGCCGCCCGAUCUGCUCCUGGCUGUGCCGGGACAGCGGGAAGCACGGAGAAAGAAGACCAAUGAACAAGGCAAGAAGAUGCGCUACGUCAGCGUGCCGGACCCCACCGUCGGUCUUCUCACAGCUGGCAUGGCAAAUCUUCUCUACGGCUUUGGCGGUCGACGUCACCCAUCGGCAGGACAGGGUCGUCACACGCACCUCCGAUCCCUGGAGAGGUCCAGGGCAGCCUCUAAGCAGCCCGGAAGCGACGCCAGCCGCAUCAUUUUCCCCACGUUACAACGCCCGCUGCACCGUUCCAGGCCGGUGUCCUCGUUGCGACUCACGCCGGAUAGGACAUCACGUCCGCUGACGGCCUGGAUGCCACUCCAUAAACGGUUCCCUCUGGAAGAACAGAGCAGUGACGUCGAGUCUGGAGACGAGGGCAGUGAGGUCGUCCGAGUGCGUGCCGCCUCUAUACGUGGUCACGUGUACAGCCGCAUGUGCAGCGCCCUCCAACCGGGUGGUAUUGAGCGGAGCACCAGCGCCGAUCCGUACUCUCUCCUGACCAGGGGAGUGGGAAGCAAUCCUUUUGCUGCCCCAAAUGCACGACAACCGCGAGCCGAUCAUGUGCGACUUGCGCGCAUAGCGCAUUACUGGCGACACGACUCGCCACGUGAAUUAGAAUCUGGAAACACGCCGACGCCGAUCCGAAGGUAUAAACGUCCGUGACGUCAGUUUCACCUCCAGUGACAUGAACGAACCCAGAUUUCGCCUUUACUCCCCCCCCCCCCCCCCGGCAGAAUAGCAAUGGAAGGCAACGCUAGACAACGGAAGACAUCACUAACAGUUAGACCAUUGCAAUGGAAGGCAGCGCUAGAGAGUAUACAUAUCAGUAAGAUUCUGUAGAUCCUGUUGCAGCCUGGGCCAGGCUGUAAGGGUGCGGGGG
Molecule: messenger RNA, 11020 nt
Organism: Sycon ciliatum
Lineage: Eukaryota; Metazoa; Porifera; Calcarea; Leucosolenida; Sycettidae
Exons: 5
Coding region: 382-10803 (3473 amino acids)
Biological process (GO): positive regulation of transcription by RNA polymerase II
Cellular component (GO): nucleus
Molecular function (GO): transcription cis-regulatory region binding; protein binding
Source: RefSeq, a predicted model, not a curated record